Molecule: messenger RNA, 1815 nt
Organism: Babesia sp. Xinjiang
Lineage: Eukaryota; Apicomplexa; Aconoidasida; Piroplasmida; Babesiidae
Exons: 1
Coding region: 1-1815 (604 amino acids)
Source: RefSeq, a predicted model, not a curated record
AUGGUCUCUAUCUGGGCUUCCGGAUACAUAUCACUGCUUCGAAUGAAGAAGUUAUGCCGCUCAGACAGUAAUUUUCGUAGCUUUGUUUCUACACAGCAGUCAUGCAAAAAUCACCGGGACAUACGUCGCCAUCUCGCAAGAGUUGAAGCCUCACGACUGAACGGAGAUGUAAAAGCUCAAAUCGAAUGCCUGAGUGCUCUAUGUGAUCUCAACGUUGGUAUUUUGGAUGAUAGGGUAAUCUCUUCUAUCGAAUACCUCAAGAGCAAUGUCCACUCUGCUUGUGUAGACUCGCAGGCCAUACUAAGUUUUGUAACGUGUCUGCACAAAUUUGGUGACGUGCGUGGUCUCGCGGAGUUAUUACCAUAUUUCACAAAAGAUGUUGUUUUCAUACAUAGCAAUGGCAUAACUCGUCUCCUACGGAUAUAUGCGGUACAUUUCAAGAACACCAAGACUUUCCAAGACCUGAAAAGAGUUGUGCUUCCGUAUGUAAUUUCGCAACUUGAUACAUUCUCUCUCGACGACAAAUUAUCUUGCUUAUAUUCAUGUAUAAAUUCUUAUGAAUAUACGGGUGUGGUAUUGUCUGUGCUAGAAGCGUACGUUGCUAAUGUAUCGCAUCUGACUGCGAAUGAUUGGAGAACAUUGGAUACUGUAUUGGUCGCAUUAAGAAUAUACCGUACAGUUAAGGCAUUUGACCAGCGUAUUUUGAUUCCUGAACUGAGCAAGAGGUCGCAUGAUAAAGUGUUGGAGUGCUUAAGCACGUUAUAUGGCCAACAUAUGGCAUUGCAUGGUACUGUAAUUUCUAGAGUUUGUUACUUACUGGCUGCAUUGUGCCGCAAUGAUAACAUCGUAUGUGAUUCAACUAGAUUGUCUGAGCUGCUAUUGAACGCUACCGGAAAUAAUCUUUCGCAUACAUUUACAGCCAAAAGUGCCAUCUACCUCCUACGCUCUUUAGAGUUGUUCGGUGGUUGCUGUCAUUCGAUUAGGAAGCAACUCGAAGAUAUUGUGGUCUUCGAGCUAUCUAAUCUGUCGCUAUCGGAUAUGCUAUCCUGUUUGGGAGGUGUCAGCUUGGAAACCGCUGAUAUAAUUUCGUCGCACCUUAUUGGUACUGUGGAGGAACUGCAACCGUCAAGCCUACUUAUAUUGCUAAAAUUUUAUGCGGAAAAACAACCAUGUGUGUCUCCACGGCAUUUGUCUGAGUUAAGACGAAGGUUCCUAGCCAUUUGUGAUAGUAUGACACCAAUGGAAUUUGCAAAAUCAUUGAAAUAUAUGGCGUCAAUGCGAUUGCUAGACCGUCACUUACUGAUGAAGACGGUUGACCACAUUCAGGUGCAAUCUGUAAACCUGUGUCCUACCGCUAUGGGCUUGCUAUGUUAUUCUCUUGGGAAAAUCAGCUAUAAACUUCCCCUUGUUAACGUUAGACUCCUUGUCUCUCUCUUGCAAAGAGAUUUGGCGAGGUUCGGGUUGGUAGAUCUGAUACGCUGUCACCACUUCGUCCGAAUAUAUGGAACCCAGAGUGAGCAGCUCUACAGUAAACUGAUGGCGUCUAUAGAAGCGCUACUACAUGAUGCGAUUCCUGUACAACUGCUAUGCAAUUUGGCCUUGUCAACCGCAGGUUACGCAAAUAUGCGUUUCCAAAGCCUUUUGUACUCUGUUGUUUUCCAACGAAUGAAGGACAUGAAUGGGAAACAGGUGUGCGUAACAUUCAAGGCGCUUUCGAAAUCUAGGUUUCAAAAUCGAGAUCUCUUAGAGAAAUUUGUUUAUUUUAUAAUGCGUCAGAGUUCUCUUGAUAGAAAGGUAAUGUUUACUGAAGUCUGA